This is a messenger RNA of Gamsiella multidivaricata, 1165 nucleotides long. RefSeq names its product short chain dehydrogenase. The transcript has 6 exons. The record is from RefSeq and is a predicted model, not a curated record. Gene Ontology annotation, cellular component: mitochondrion. Lineage: Eukaryota; Fungi; Mortierellomycota; Mortierellomycetes; Mortierellales; Mortierellaceae. The coding region runs from base 156 to 1022 and encodes 288 amino acids.
UUUUCCAUUUUUUUUUUGAACCCGUAUAAAAAGUUGAGGUCCUUUUUGAUCUUUUUUCUCUCGCUUGUUUCUUUCAAAAUUACACACCAUUCCAUCGUCUUUUAUUCUUCUCGGACUGCCGCCAAUCUCUCCUCUGCAGCAUAAACAAAACCAGUAUGUCUCUUCAAGGAAAGACGCUUUUCAUCUCUGGAGCCAGCAGAGGCAUCGGUCUGGCGAUCGCAUUGCGUGCGGCUAGGGAAAAGGCCAACAUUGCCAUCGCCGCCAAGACCGCUACACCCCAUCCCACUCUCCCAGGAACGAUCUACACUGCUGCAGAGGAGAUUGAGAAGGCUGGUGGCAAAGCUUUCCCAAUUGUUUGCGACAUUCGCGAGGAAGACCAGGUCCAGGACGCCAUUGAGCAAACUGCGAAGAAGUUUGGCGGUAUCGAUAUUUUGGUGAACAAUGCAUCCGCCAUCAGCUUGACCGAUUCCCAGGCGACGACGAUGAAGAAGUAUGACUUGAUGCACCAUAUCAAUGGCCGCGGCACUUUCAUGGUUUCGAAAUACGCGAUCCCACAUCUGAUCAAAUCCAACAAGAACCCGCACAUCCUCAACUUAUCGCCACCUUUGUCGAUGAAGGAGCAAUGGUUCAAGAACAACGUGGCCUAUACCAUGUCCAAAAUGAACAUGUCGAUGUGCGUGCUCGGACUGGCGGGUGAAUUGCGCCGACACAAGAUCGGUGUCAACGCAUUGUGGCCUCUCACACUGAUCGGGACCUCGGCACUCAAACUGGUCGGCGAUACCUCCAAGAUGUCGAUGCGCUCGCCAGAGAUCAUGGCAGAUGCUGCCUAUGAGGUGUUCUUGAAGGACGGAGCCAAGUUCUCGGGCAACUUUUUGAUCGACGAGCUGUUCCUGAGACAGGAGGGAUACACAGACAUGGACCAGUAUGCGCCUGGCGUCAGAAAGUUCACCCCCGAUUUUUUCAUCCCGGACGAGACGCUCAAGGAGAUUGAGGAGCUUAGGACAAAGCAGGGUUGGAACUGAGAAGAGGUCUGAACAAAUAGAAGAAAAAAAAAAGGCGAUCGUGUGUGAGAACAGCGCUUUCUUGCCGUGCCUGCGGUGCACAAAGACAGGUCAGGUUGGUUAGAGAAUGCAAGAAAAUAAACACUUUCCAACGUCGUACGCGA